Molecule: messenger RNA, 1558 nt
Organism: Gilbertella persicaria
Lineage: Eukaryota; Fungi; Mucoromycota; Mucoromycetes; Mucorales; Choanephoraceae
Product: galactosyl transferase GMA12/MNN10 family-domain-containing protein
Exons: 2
Coding region: 90-1490 (466 amino acids)
Biological process (GO): protein N-linked glycosylation
Cellular component (GO): Golgi membrane
Molecular function (GO): glycosyltransferase activity
Source: RefSeq, a predicted model, not a curated record
AAAAGAUUGGCUGUGGUUCUACGCCCGGAAAAGUAGAUCCGUUAGAAUUCUAAUUAAUAAAACCUGUCUUUUAUUUUUUAUUAAAUUAGAUGAUAGAUAUCAAAAAUAGACGGCAAUGUUUAGGCAUUAGUGUCUUGUGUGUCUUAUUCUUAUUCUUGUUGACAAAUAUUCAGUUUUUAAGCCGAGAUCGUUUUUCUCGGGAUCUGUUCAAGCAGCAAGUGAAGCACAACUACCUCAUCGUGAUAGGAACGGAGGCUCAGUUUGAGUCAAGAAGAAAGCUAAUACGCGCUAAUUAUUUUGGCAUUCAAGACAACCUGAAACCUAUUACUCUGGACCAUGUAAAGUACCAAUUCUUGGUGUAUGGGGGAACACCUCACUCGGAUACACCUGAAAGAAGACUGUUUGAGACUGAAAAAAUGGAAUUUGAUGAUAUUUCACUUUUACCAGCCGAGAAAUCAUUCAAUCAAGACACGGUUGUUAAAUGGUUGGGCAAAAAAGAGUACGAUUAUGUUAUUAUUCAGGACCCACAUAGUUUUGUGGAUAUACAUCGUUUAAUUCAAAAAAUAGAAACAGAGCCAUCUGUUAAACAAUGGGGAAACUUGGAUCAAGGUGUAGUAGUGAUUGGCUUGAACAAUGGUCCAAUCAAUCCAUUAGCGACUCAGUUAUGGGAAAACAGCAUUGAAUCAGUAGACACUAGUUAUAUAUCGAUACAACAUGUUUAUCAAGACCAAGACUUUACAAAUCUAGUACAAUUGUAUCAAGUAAAGCCAUUGUCUUCAUUGACAGGUAAUCAAUCCAUUGCUGUCAUCACUUCCUCUUUUAUCUAUGAUAAAUGUAUGGAGCCCAGUGGUACAAGAGCUUCUCUUAAUAAGCGUGAUUAUGCAACACGCCACGGCUAUGCAUUUGUGGCUCGGUCAAGCGAGUUUGCUCAACAAGCAAUGCGACCCGAUCAACGUCGUACUGUCUGGGGCAAAAUUGAUGCAAUUCAAAAAGUAUUACCUAAAUACGAAUGGCUUUUAUGGCUUGAUAUGGAUGCUGUAGUUAUGAAUCAAGCCCAAUCAGUUGAAUCUCUGUUACACACCUUGGAAUCUUAUUAUAAUGGUACUGAUUUUAACGAGAUUGAUUUUAUUGUAGUUCGACCUGGAACAGACAAGAUGAUUAAUGCAGGUGUGUUUUUGAUCAAAAAUACGGCAUGGUCUGCUCAAUUCUUGCGAGACAUCCAGGCUAGACAAGAAUGGUAUCGACAGGGCCCUAGUUAUGAACAAGGCGCUAUGUGGGAUGUAAUGCGCGAGGAGAAAUAUAUCAGGAAGACCUUGUUUCUCGAUAGACAAAAUCAUAUCUUUAAUACGUUUCCCAAGUUUUAUGAAGAAGGUGACUUCAUUGUCCAUUUUGCACCAGACAAGUGUCCUAAUGCAGCGACAUUAAAGGGCUUGGCAGCUGCUGAUAAAAUCAAAAGUGGACAAAAAAUAACUUCUGCAGAAUUAAUUUAACUGGCUUUGAUGACACUUUUUUUUCUUACAAAUAAACAAAAACGUGUGGAUACACUAUGAGUUUAUCG